Molecule: messenger RNA, 5268 nt
Organism: Colossoma macropomum (tambaqui)
Lineage: Eukaryota; Metazoa; Chordata; Actinopteri; Characiformes; Serrasalmidae
Gene: tle2b
Product: TLE family member 2, transcriptional corepressor b
Exons: 20
Coding region: 666-2954 (762 amino acids)
Biological process (GO): regulation of DNA-templated transcription; negative regulation of canonical Wnt signaling pathway
Cellular component (GO): nucleus; transcription regulator complex
Molecular function (GO): protein binding; transcription corepressor activity
Source: RefSeq, a predicted model, not a curated record
CUCCUCCUCUCUCUCUCUCUCUCUCUCUCUCUCUCUUCUCCAGAUUUAGAUUAAAAACAAAGCUCUCUCUCAACCUCUUUUUUUCCCUCUCUCUCUCUCUCUCUCUCUCUCUCUCUCUCUCUCUCUCACUCUCUCUCCCCUCUUCUUCUUCUUUCGGAGUCUGGCUUUGGGGAGAAAAAAAGAGAAAAGAAAGCCUUUUAGUUUCGCCCCUGUCUCUGUGCGUUGCAGGAGGAAGGAGGUUUUUGCUGGCCGUUCCGGAUGGAGGUGUGUGUUUGUUUUCGCGGCUCGUUGGCUGCUUUUUGAACAAGGACGAGGCAGGGACGGCUGGAUGUGAUUCUUCGGACCUCACACUGCUUCAGUUACACUCAUCCGAGAGAGGCAGAGAGGGAGAGAGAGGUGAGAAAAACUGAGACUGUGGCUCCCCAAAGGAGAAAAAGGGGAAAUCCAGUGAGAAGUGGAAGUAUAAGACCUGUUUUCUUGAUAUUUUCUGGACGUUUUCAUUGGAUGCUCUGAGUGACCGUGAAGCAGAAGCUCCAGGCUCUGGAGCUUUGAGGGUUCUGGGCUCUGUCCGGUCCAGGACAGAACCUCCUUUGAGGUUUGGAGGCCAGAGGGAGUUCACUGACCAUUAAAACCCUCCAACCAGUGUGUCUUCUUCUCCACUGACCAUGUACCCACAGGGCAGACACCCGGUCCCUCUGCAGCCUGGACAGUCCUUCAAGUUCACCGUGCUGGAGACACUGGACCGUAUUAAGGAGGAGUUCCAGUUCCUCCAGGCUCAGUACCACAGUCUGAAGCUGGAGUGUGAGAAGCUGGCCAGUGAGAAGACGGAGAUGCAGAGACAUUACAUCAUGUACUAUGAGAUGUCCUACGGACUCAACAUUGAGAUGCACAAACAGGCGGAGAUCGUGAAGCGGCUCAGCGCUAUCUGUGCUCAGAUCAUCCCUUUCCUCUCUCAGGAGCACCAGCAGCAGGUGGUGCAGGCUGUGGAGCGGGCUAAACAGGUCACCAUGGCGGAGCUGAAUGCCAUCAUUGGGCAGCAGCAGCUCCAGCAUCUGUCCCACCACACUGCGGGUAUUCCUCUGACCCCCCACCCGUCCGGACUGGCCCUGGGGGGUGGCUCAGGCCUGCUAGCCCUCACCGGAGCACUCGGAGUGUCCGCUCACCUGACCGGCAAAGAUGAGCGCAAUCACCUGGACGCAGAGCACCUCCGAGAGGGUGCGCCCAGCAGGAGUAAAUCGGUGUCAUCAACAGACAGUCAGGCGGUGGAGGAGCGUCAGGGCCCGUCCGGUGUUUAUCCCUCACAGAGCAGCAACGAUGCCAAAAGGAGGCGCUGUGACGACAAAGACGGCCCGUCACAUUACGACAGUGAUGGCGACAAGAGUGAAGACAACCUGGUGGUGGACGUCUCUAAUGAGGAGCCUUCCUCUCCAGUGGGCAGCACCCCCCACUCUCCUCAUGGGAAUGGUUUAGAUAGAGCCCCCAUGCUGAGGAAGGAGCUGCCUCGAUCCCCCAGCCUACCCCCUUCUCACAGCCCCCCCACCCACAGCCCCCCACCGGGCAAGAGCAAGGACCCUACACAGCAGACAGAGAAAUGCCAGUCCCCCUCCUCUAAGUCGGGCAGUAGUUCUCCUUCUCACCGUGAGGCUCUUACCCCUGGACUCCCUGGGCCCAGCACUUCCUGUCUGCGGCUGGUCACCAAAUCUGCCUCCUCCGCAGACCCCCUGGCUUUGCGCAGUCCUCUAUCCAUGACCCCUGCUUCUUACCCAACUCAUUUCGGGGUAGUGUCUCACUCCGGACUGAACGGAGAGCUGGCCAGUCCGGGCAGUUUUGGGGGCUCCCUUACCCUCUCGCCCCAAAUCAGUACUGCAGCCAGUGCCUACACACGCAGCCCCAUGGUGGCGUAUGAAUCGCGCUCUCACCUCAGGCCCUCAGGGCUGUCCUCCUCCCUGCCUGGCUCCAGUGGGGGCAAGCCUGCCUACUCGUUCCACGUGAGUGCGGAUGGGCAGAUGCAGCCGGUGCCCUUCCCUCCUGAUGCCCUCCUGGGCCCUGGCAUCCCUCGCCACGCCCGCCAGAUCCACACCCUCAGCCACGGAGAGGUGGUGUGCGCCGUCACCAUCAGCACCUCCACGCGGCACGUCUACACCGGCGGCAAAGGCUGCGUCAAAGUGUGGGACAUCAGCCAGCCGGGCAGCAAAAGCCCCAUGGCCCAACUGGACUGUCUGAACAGGGACAACUACAUCCGCUCCUGCAAGCUCCUCCCAGAUGGGCGGACAUUGAUAGUUGGAGGGGAAGCCAGCACUCUGUCCAUCUGGGACCUGGCCACGCCCACUCCACGCAUUAAGGCGGAGUUAACGUCCUCCGCUCCAGCUUGCUACGCGCUGGCCAUCAGUCCAGACAACAAGGUGUGCUUCUCGUGCUGCAGCGACGGCAACAUCGUAGUGUGGGACCUGCACAACCAGACGCUCGUCAGGCAGUUCCAGGGCCACACAGACGGAGCCAGCUGUAUCGACAUCUCCAACGACGGGACCAAACUGUGGACGGGGGGUCUGGACAACACAGUGCGCUGCUGGGACCUGAGAGAGGGCCGGCAGCUCCAGCAGCACGACUUCACCUCACAGAUCUUCUCUUUGGGCUACUGUCCUACGGGGGAGUGGCUCGCAGUGGGCAUGGAGAGCAGUAAUGUAGAAGUGCUGCACGUCUCCAAACCAGACAAAUACCAGCUGCACCUGCACGAGAGCUGUGUGCUCUCUCUAAAGUUUGCCUACUGCGGCAAAUGGUUUGUCAGCACGGGAAAAGACAAUCUGUUAAAUGCGUGGAGAACGCCGUAUGGAGCCAGCAUCUUCCAGUCCAAGGAGUCCUCGUCCGUCCUGAGCUGCGACGUCUCCCCCGACGACAAGUACAUCGUCACAGGGUCCGGAGAUAAGAAAGCCACUGUGUAUGAGGUGGUGUACUGAGGCAACAGGAGAGAGGGAGGGAGCGAUGGAUGAAUGGAUGGAAGACAGAAUGAGUGAAAGAAGAGUGGGCAACCAUGGGCAACAACACAUCCUCUUCCCAGACAGUAUUUCCCUGCUCAGUACCCGCAAAUGCACCCACCCACCCCACCUCCACCUACCACACCUCCACCAACCCCAUUCCAUCUCCUCAGAGAGAGAGAGAACGACAGUGAGAGAUAAAGAAUGAGACAGAGAGAGGGAGAAAGAGAGCAGUAGCGAGAGAGGGAGGGUAAUUAGCGCAGUCUCUAGAUGAAGAGCUCAGCAGAGAGGAGAAAAGCCCACAGGAGACAGCGAGCACUUAGGGAGCUGCAGCUCACAGAAAACACACACAUACUAGACAAUCGAUUCAUUAGUCCCAAAAAAAGCCUCCACUGUAACGAGCCCCAACACAAGCAACCCCUCCCACGAAAAACCCAGAGACAGCAGAAUGAGCAAGCUGUGGCCUGGCCUUGGCUGGAUUUUAAACCCAAUUUCCUCCCUAAUUUAGUCAUUGCCUGUUCCCACCGCUAGCCGGGCCCCCCAUCACACAAUAGCUACCAACCUGGGAGGAUAUGAGCGCUAACACGCUGACACAAGCAACGGCGCUGCACAGCUAAACGCGCUUGGUGAACAGUAACAGUGCAUUCGGACACUAAUCAAAUCAGAUGUUUGGAUGUUUGGCACAUCACGAAAUCCAAGCCACCAGUCGUUUGUGGUCUUGCCUCUACACUUAUAGAAAAUAAUAUAAACUACAUAACAAAUAGAAGUGUAGAGGGUGCACUGUUUACUGUUGAUAUGUUUGUUGAGUAGGUAUCUACAAAUACAUAUAUAUAUAUAUAUAUAAAUGUGCAAAAGUUUUAAACACCUGAAAAAAUUGCAGUAAAAAACUCUUUAUAUGAAGUAAAAGUGCGUUCAUUUACUCAGAAAAGCCAAAAUGCCCUGUUAGAAUAACUACAAAUAAGAUUAAUGCGACCCACUAUUAUUUUUAGUUAUAGAAUCAGUGGCUGGUUUGGCUCAUCAGUACUUCAUUAUGGUAAUGAAAUUGAACAAAUCCAUGUGAAAGUUUGGAGGGACAAUUCUAUAAAGUGAUAGUCACAGUGUUGUAGUAGCUGGAACUAACUUAUAUCAAUAGAGCCAUCAAUGAAACUCACUAUUUAAAAGCUGUUUUUUAUUCAGAGGACAAGAAUUACUUGUCCAAAAAAAUCAUCAGCUAGUUGGGGACUAAUGUUUGGUGCCAGACUCCUCCUACACUGACCUCAGCCAUCAUCUUGCCCUGCAAAUUUAGGUUCCUUGGUUCCUGAUGGGGACCUGCUUAUUCAGUAGAGGUAGGUUGUCAGUCAUUUACAAACACUGAAGUGUUUACUGUAUUUAGUCGACCAUAUUGGUGCACUGUUUGCCGGCUUGGUCAACUGUGUUAAAUUGGAAUAUUCUUGCUUGUAAAUCUGGGUAACAAAGAAUUGUGUUUACGAUCUGUAUUUACAGAAAAGUUUGUGGUAAAAUUAGAAAAUCUUCGAGUUCGAUGUCUGAACGUACCACGUCUGUCCAGAUUUUUAUACGUGAGCUAAUCAGCACCUGCACUGUACUGUGCUUAACAAUGAGGGGAGAUGGGAAACAAGGCUGUCCUUCACCACACAGAGCGCAGGACUUAUACUCUUCAGAUUAGAACUAGCGUUCCAGUUAUGAUGUGUUCACAAACACAAUACGCUACUUCCCUAUAUAUUCCAAUUAAAUAUUCAUAUGGUGAUUCCCAGCUGAAUUCUCCAGCCCGCGCUUUAUUUUCAUCUCCCACAAGAGGCUCCCCCAGAGUCUAAUGAGGAGCAGGUUGAUCUCUCAGUGGGUUUCAUGCAGCAAACGCUGAACAGCAGCACUGUUCAUUGUAAUUCCAGUGGCCCAAUAUAUGUACACGGCACUUAACGGCGCUUUACAGUCUGACCACUGGAUCUCACACCACUGCAGAACAUGGUUGGUUGAAGCUCAUGUUUGAUUGAGGCAUAAAACAGAAAAGCAGUUCAGAACUUUGCUUGUAACAGUGCCAGAGAAAUCCACACUCUCCCUGCAGCCAGACUCAGGUUAGCUUCAUGCCCAAGAGGCCCUAGAAUAUACCCCUGUUGUACCUCACAGUUUUAAAGAGCUGUGGUUGCCCACCCAACCUGUGAUGUUUGAAGGAUGAAGUCAAGCGAUCCACGCACCACGAAACCCUGCUGGGAGCAAAUUUUGUUCUUUUGUUUUCUUCAACAUGUUCCGUUUCUUCAACUUUAUCUGAUCUGUGAACCAGAGGGCUUUUCUCGGAAUCGCA